AAAAAAGUUACAGAUCCUAAACAGCUGAAAAACGCUCUUCUUCCUUCGGUCAUAUAUCUUUUUUUUCUUAGGUUGCAGAGAAAAGAAAGUAGAAGGCUCAAUUAGGGUUUGUGAAUCGGAAUUUCUUUGAAAACCGCGAGAAAUAUCACCGGGAAGAUAUGAGCCGGAGUUUGGGGAUACCAGUGAAGCUUCUUCACGAGUCGUCCGGUCAUAUUGUGACUGUGGAGCUGAAGAGCGGUGAGCUGUACCGAGGAAGCAUGCUCGAGUGUGAGGAUAACUGGAACUGUCAGCUCGAGAACAUCACUUAUACCGCCAAGGAUGGUAAGGUAUCGCAGCUUGAGCAUGUCUUCAUUCGAGGCAGCAAAGUGAGGUUUAUAGUCAUACCAGACAUGCUGAAGAAUGCUCCAAUGUUCAAGAAAUUAGAUGCUAAAAUCAAGGGAAAGAGCUCGUCACUAGGUGUAGGCAGAGGUAGAGCUGUUGCCAUGCGAGCCAAAGCUCAGGGUACUGGACGUGGAACAGGAGGAAGAGGAGCCUUGCCACCUGUGAGGAGAUAGUAGCUUCGAGGAGAAUCCGCCAUCUUCAGCUUGUCAUUUAUGCAAAGUUAGGGUACAAAGCAAGUCAAAUCUCUAACAAGGAGACAGGCAGGGGAUACAGAGAGAGGGAGAAAGAGGGAUUAUUUCUGUGUUUUGGGUUUCUAAGAUGUUCGAAAUAUUGCCAUGUUUUCUUCACAUGGUCGUUUUGAUAAUUCCCACUUCUUGUAGUACAGAGCACUAUACAAAUUUCUAUAAUGGUUUUAAUU
This is a messenger RNA of Eutrema salsugineum, 799 nucleotides long. RefSeq names its product small nuclear ribonucleoprotein SmD3b. Gene Ontology annotation, molecular function: RNA binding. The record is from RefSeq and is a predicted model, not a curated record. The transcript is spliced from 5 exons. Lineage: Eukaryota; Viridiplantae; Streptophyta; Magnoliopsida; Brassicales; Brassicaceae. Gene Ontology annotation, cellular component: U12-type spliceosomal complex; commitment complex; spliceosomal tri-snRNP complex. Bases 159 to 554 code for a protein of 131 amino acids. Gene Ontology annotation, biological process: spliceosomal snRNP assembly; RNA processing.